ACUGUCGAUAAUAUUUUUGUCAUAAAUAUUAACAACAAUCGGACUGUUGAGAAUCUGAAAGAUGAGAUUAGAAAUGUCCGGCAAGACUUACAUCAAAGAAACUUCAAUCUAUAUAAAGUUACUUUUUAUCAACCUAACGAACAUGUAGUCACUUCUGUGAAUGACAAUGAAAAAGGUCAAGGAGAAUUUAUGGAAUCAAGUUUUGUAAAUGCUCAAGGGGAAUCAACUGAUUCGCAAAUAGAAAUUUUUUAUUACUUUCCCACUUUGUAUAUGGACAGUCUCAGAAAAAAACCUCCUUAUCCUCAAGAUGGUGAAAAAAGCCCUAUUCACAUCCUCAUAUACCACUCUGGUACUGACGACCCCCCAGAAGUAGGCCGGGUUUUACAAAGAAAUGUAAAUGCUCAACAUAAUUUUGGUAUCGAACAAGUGCAAACGCUUAUUACACCUGAUGGUACAAGAAUCGAGUUUAAUGAGGAUCAAGCUCUCUUACCCAAAGAUUACGAGCCACCUUCAAUGAAUUUUCAUCGAAUUUGUUUCAUUAUUUUUUCAUCUUUUAUCGUACCAAUAUUUUUUCGCUUUGUAGGAAACAUAUAUGUUGGUAUCGCAACUAUUUUUGUUGUAACUUAUAUGGGAGUAUAUUUGCAUGUAAGAGAAUACUCAGAGAGAAAUUGUAAUAUUGUAUGACGGGUUUAAACGUAAUAAAAGACAUAUUCAUUAUUGUUUAAAUUACAUAUGGAAACACUUGCAAAAAAACUCUGUAGAUUCUUGUUGCGUUUCUGGAU
Rhizophagus irregularis DAOM 181602=DAOM 197198 is the source of this 782-nucleotide messenger RNA. The record is from RefSeq and is a predicted model, not a curated record. NCBI's taxonomy places the organism in Eukaryota, Fungi, Glomeromycota, Glomeromycetes, Glomerales, Glomeraceae.